Molecule: messenger RNA, 2607 nt
Organism: Girardinichthys multiradiatus
Lineage: Eukaryota; Metazoa; Chordata; Actinopteri; Cyprinodontiformes; Goodeidae
Gene: npy8br
Product: neuropeptide Y receptor Y8b
Exons: 3
Coding region: 429-1532 (367 amino acids)
Biological process (GO): G protein-coupled receptor signaling pathway
Cellular component (GO): plasma membrane; neuron projection
Molecular function (GO): neuropeptide binding; neuropeptide Y receptor activity
Source: RefSeq, a predicted model, not a curated record
GUCAGUCACAUCCCCGCCAGAGUCUGAGGCAUGAUGAGGGCGCUUUAAGAAAAACCACAGCUGUUGUCCGGGAUCCUGGCAGGACGCAUACCUUCUGCUCCACCUGAUGCACAACAGAGUCCCACAAGAAAAUAAUACUGCGUGAUCUCCAGACAGCUCGCUAAAAGUGCAAGUGGUUCCCGUUCAUUAGCCAUCCAUCAGGUUCCUACGUGGAUAGAGUGUCCCAUACCUGCCCCGGAGCUUUAAAAGGUCCGUGUCAAAGCCAGCAUACACAACACUGUUGCAGCCGGAGCUUGGAUCCAGGAAGGCGGGCCAUAAAGAUGACCAUCAACCUGAAACUAUGGAUCAUGAAACACUGAAAUGUGUAAAUAAAAUUCACAAAGCGGGUGUCACCAAGUGAAUUAAUUUAGUCCCAUUUCAGUCACGUCAUGGAGCUGCAGCACUACACCAAUCACAACCAGGCCUUGUGGAAAGAGAUACCGUGGGAAUCCACUGAGGACUGCUCGAUCUCAGUGAGCGGGACCACUUUCCUCAUCAUUGCUUACAGCACAGUGAUGGCAGUGGGCCUCAUCGGGAACUCUUGCCUGGUGUUUGUCAUCAUGCGGCACAAGGAGAUGCAAAAUGUUACCAACAUCUUUAUUGUCAACCUAUCUUGUUCUGAUAUUCUAAUGUGCAUUAUCUGCCUGCCAGUUACCAUCAUCUACACACUGAUGGACCAGUGGAUCCUUGGAGAUACCCUGUGCAAGCUCACUCCCUUCAUCCAGUGCAUUUCAGUUACUGUCUCUAUCUUCUCCCUCGUCCUCAUCGCUAUGGAGCGCUACCAGCUCAUCGUCCAUCCAACUGGAUGGAAACCACUGGUGAGCCAGUCCUACAUUGCGGUGGCUGUCACCUGGAUCGUGGCCUGCCUAAUCUCGGUGCCUUUCCUAAAGUACAGUGUACUUACCUUGCCUUUCCAGAACCUAAGUCUGCCCCUCCCUGUCAGCGAUCACCUCAUUUGCAUGGAGCUGUGGCCGUCAGUUCAGAAGCGCCGCGCAUACACCACCUCCCUGCUUGUCUUUCAGUACCUGCUCCCUCUCAUGCUCAUCUUGGCCUGCUAUUUGCACAUCUACCUACGCUUGAGAAGGAGAAGAGAUAUGGUGGAGCGCGGCAGGAAUGCUACUCACAAGAAGAACAAGGGCUCAACGAGAAUCAACGCCAUGCUGAUCGCCAUUGUAGUGGCAUUUGCCCUCUCCUGGCUCCCUCUCAACGUCUUCAACACAGUGUUCGACUGGAACCAUGAAGCCAUCCCAUCUUGCGGCCAUGACGUCAUCUUUUCUUCCUGCCACCUCACAGCGAUGGUCUCCACUUGCGUCAACCCGAUCAUCUAUGGGUUCCUCAACAGCAACUUCCAGAAGCAGCUCAAGUCCACUGUGUUGCGCUGUCGUUGUUGGGGGGCGGUGGAUAGGUACGAAAUCGUUCCGCUCUCUACCGUCAGUACAGAGGUCACCAAAGGGUCAGUCUUCAGUAAUGGAUCUAUCACCAUCAACUCAUAAAUCUUGCCCCAAGAAAAUUGACAAAAAUCUACCCAAAACUGUCACAUUGUUUGCAUUUUUUGUGGUUUCUCUUUGUUGACUUUGAAGACAGUUCACUCUUUGCAAAGUAAAACUCUAUGAAACAACAGUGAAAAGCAAGUCAUGGACCCUUAAAUGGCCUGACCCAGUUUUCUUAUUUAAAGAGGGUUCCCACUGAAGAGGAAGUAGAUAACAAAUAGCACAAAAGUUGGGCAAGUUGAACUACUGCUGGACAACUGAGGACACUUAACAUGGGCAUGUGGUGUAAGGAUCUACAGGUAAAUAGACAGCCUUUAAACAUGUUUUCUCUGUAAACCUCUUACAUCUAUUCUGAAGUGUGCAGCUAUCAGAGGACCACUGAUCUUUAACCCGCUGUAAAUGUGUUCAACAACCUCUGAGUAUAGGAGAAAACAAAGUUAAUGUUCCUUUGAAUUCGCCUCCUUUAUGUUAAUGACACUGAUGAAAAUAUUAAGGAGAUUGUGAACUGUGAUGUGUUAAUGAUUAUCAACUGAGAAGCUUAUCACACAGCUGAAGGAGACAGUAUUAGUGCUUUAGAUGUGGCUCUGGGUGCUCAUUGAGUCGAAUUACUGCAACCGUCUUAAUGCUUUUAUUAUUAUCUAAAAUCACCACCAGUGCUGUAACAGUGGUUCACAGAUAACCUCGGCUGGAGCUGUAUAUGUCUCAUGCCGUCAGCCGGGCUCUGAACUUUAUAUAUGUGUGGGAUAGUGUCUGCCAUAAAAUGAACCGUACAGCAAUCAUAUAUCAGCUGCAAUAAAACAAAAUAAAAGUGACAAUAAAGGAGGUUCCCAGAGCAGGUCUCUUCUACUCUAUAUUUAUAUAUAUAUAUCACUUGAUAGAGUAAUAGUUUAUGGUGUGGUCUAAAGUAAAGAGCACUUUGUAGCCUAGCAAAUAUCUCUUGAUGACCUGUUGUUAGACACUUUGUGCAUUUUAAUCACAUUAAAUCGUAUUUGUUAUCUUCAAUGAUAAAACCUGUGUUGUAAUAUUUGGUUUAAAACUAUGUUACAUUGAAACAAUAAACUUCCUUAUCAUGUUUUAA